AUGAUUGAUGGAGGAGUGCAAUUGAACUGGGACAACUUCAAGAGGCUCUUCCUUGAGAAGUAUUUUUUGGAUGAUGUGAGGAGUCAAAAGGAAGUUGAAUUUCUCGAGUUGAAGCAAGGGAAUGAUACAGUGGCAGAGUAUGCUGCAAAAUUUGAUGCUUUGGUUCGCUAUUGUACUCAUUACCAUGGUGAGGGUGGUGAGAGGGCUAAAUGCAUUAAGUUCGUGAAUGGCCUUAGUCCUGAGAUAAAGACAACAAUCAAUUAUCAAGAGAUUUAUCACUACCCGACGCUUGUCAACAAGAGUAGAAUCUACGACCGUGACAACCGUGCACGUGCUAUUUUUUACAAGGGAGCUGGAGGUCCUAUGCGUGCUGCAAGUUCUAGUGCUCCGGGUAAGAGUAAGCCUUACUCCGCUCCUGCCAAGAUUCAAGGAAAUUAUGCUAACAGUAGAUCUGUUGCCAGAAAUUCUUUUGUAAGUGGUGCUACUAGUGUAGGAGGCUCUGUUUCUACACCUAUUAGUCAAUGCAAGAAAUGUGGGCUACGUGGGCAUGAGAACUAUAACUGUCCUGACAAGGAAAUAACAUGUUUCAACUGUCGAUCUGGAGAUGCUUGCCAGACCAUGAGAUUAAUUCGGUCCUACAGUUCUGUCAUUCUUCUGCACCUGGUGGUCAUCUUGGCAUUCAAAGGACAACUUGCAAGGUUCUUGACUGUGGUUUCUACUGGACCACCAUCUUCAAGGAUGCGUGAAAAAUUUGUAGCACUUGUGAGAAGUGCCAAAGAGCUAGAGGAUCCCUUUCUUGGAGACAGUAGAUGCCUUAGCAACCCGUGUUGUUCUAUGAGGUCUUUGAUGUUUGGGGUAUAG
Cajanus cajan (pigeon pea) is the source of this 861-nucleotide messenger RNA. The record is from RefSeq and is a predicted model, not a curated record. Lineage: Eukaryota; Viridiplantae; Streptophyta; Magnoliopsida; Fabales; Fabaceae.